AUCAUCAAUAUUAUCAAAGUAAACAAAAACAACAACAACAACUCCAGUUUUUCUCAUAAACAUUAAUCUUGUCCAUCAUGGAUUCAACUUUAUUAUUGUUGGCAUUAACAUUCAUGUAUUUUUGGGCACAUACACAUGGAUUAGAUCCUUAUCUGCAAAACUCCGUUGCUCUCAGCAAGACCAGUUUUCCAAAGGCUUUUAUUUUUGGAGCAGCAUCAAGUGCCUACCAGAUUGAAGGAGCAGCACACACAAAUGGCAGGAAACCAAGCAUUUGGGAUACUUUCACCAACCAACAUUCAGAAAUAAUAGAAGACCAUAGCAAUGGUGAUACUGCUGAGGAUUUUUAUCAUCGUUAUAAGGAAGACAUUUCUUUGAUGAAAGAAAUUGGUUUGAAGUCUUUCAGAUUCUCAAUCUCAUGGUCAAGAAUAUUACCUUAUGGAAGAACCAGUAAAGGAGUAAACCAAGAAGGUGUCAACUUCUAUAAUUCAAUGAUUGAUGAGCUCCUUUCUAACGGAAUAGAACCUUUUAUAACUUUAUUUCAUUGGGAUCUUCCGCAAGUACUCGAAGACGAAUACGGUGGAUUUUUAAAUCCGAAAAUUGUGGAUGAUUAUGGUGAUUAUGUGAAGUUUUGCUUUGAAGAAUUUGGAGAUAGAGUGAAGUAUUGGGCGACAAUUAAUGAGCCAAAUUAUUUUAGUUGUUUUGGUUAUGCUUAUGGAAUUAAUGCACCCGGAAGAUGCUCUAAUUAUAUACACAACUGCACUGCUGGAAACUCAGCAACUGAACCAUACAUAGUUAUGCACAACAUGCUUCUUUGCCAUGCAACCGCAGUAAGAUUGUACAGGCAGAUGUAUCAGGAUUCACAUAAAGGAAACAUAGGCAUUGUUUUAACAUCAUUUUGGAAGGUGCCCAAGUUUCAAACAUCUUCCAGCAAGAAGGCUGCUUCUAGAGGUCUUGAUUUUACAAUUGGAUGGAUUCUCCAUCCUAUAACAUAUGGUGAUUAUCCUAUGACAAUGAGAGAGAUAGUAGGAAAUAGAUUGCCAAAAUUCACAAAAGAGGAAUCAAAGAUGAUCAAAGGAUCCAUUGAUUUUGUUGGAGUAAAUUAUUACACCGCAAGAUAUGUGGAUGCUGUCUCCACAUUCUCUACAGCUGCCAAUCUAAGUUACACUACAGAUAACCAUGUUAUUGAGUCCACCCAGCGAAAUGGAAUUCCUAUCGGACAACAGAUUUCCAGAUGGAUAUACUUGUAUCCAAAAGGGCUUCAAGACGUAUUAGUGUAUAUAGACAAAAAAUACAAGCAUCCCCCUAUUAUUAUCACCGAGAAUGGAAUGCAAGAUAAUAGCUCUAUGCCAAUUAAGGACGCCCUAAACGAUACCACAAGAAUAAUGUACCAUUAUCUUCAUCUAUCCUAUCUCCUACAAGCUAUCAAGGAAGGAGUUGAUGUGAGGGGAUACUAUGUUUGGUCAUUUCUUGAUGAUUUUGAAUGGUCCUUCGGUUACACGGUUAGAUUUGGGUUGACAUAUAUAAACUACAAAAAUAAUUUACAAAGAAUUCCAAAAGCCUCAGCUUUCUGGUUUCAAAAUUUCUUGCAAAACCAAAACGUUACAAUAGGAUCAAAUUUCGUAUCUUCUCAAUAGACAAUAACAAUUGUUUGUCUUUUCAAAUAAUUGUGAGGCAUAUUUAAAUAAUGUAUUUGCCACUAAAUUAUACUUGUGGAGAUUUCUGCAACACUAUGGUGGUUUCA
Messenger RNA from Mercurialis annua (annual mercury), 1741 nucleotides. RefSeq names its product beta-glucosidase 17-like. The transcript has 13 exons. The coding region runs from base 78 to 1634 and encodes 518 amino acids. NCBI's taxonomy places the organism in Eukaryota, Viridiplantae, Streptophyta, Magnoliopsida, Malpighiales, Euphorbiaceae. The record is from RefSeq and is a predicted model, not a curated record. Gene Ontology annotation, molecular function: beta-glucosidase activity. Gene Ontology annotation, biological process: carbohydrate metabolic process.